CCUGUUCAAAACUGACAAGGCAGAACGUGAGAAAAGGUCAGCUGGGUGACUCAAUGAAGGCUUUAUAUAAGAGGUGCUUGCAGGAUGGGGAGAAUUUGCAGGGGGGUGACAUCCUCAGACCUGGUUCUUGGCACUGGGAAGAGUUGAUGCAAAGAAAUUCUGGGAGGCCAAAGAGGAGGCUUUGGGAAUUGUCCAGCAGAAACAGAGAAGUCUGACAGAGGUGGUGUCAAGACAAAAGAUGCUUCAGCUUUGGAAACUUGUUCUCCUAUGCGGCGUGCUCACUGGGACCUCCGAGUCUCUUCUUGACAAUCUUGGCAGUGACCUAAGCAAUGUUGUGGAUGAGCUGAAACCUAUUCUUCACGAUGGACUUGAGACAGUUGACAAUACUCUUAAAGGUGUCCUUGAGAAACUGAAGGUCGACCUAGGGGUGCUUCAGAAAUCCAGUGCUUGGCAACUGGCCAAGCAGAAGGCCCAGGAAGCUGAGAAAUUGCUGAACAAUGUCGUUUCUAAGCUGCUUCCAACUAAUACGAACACUUUGGGGUUGAAAAUCAGCGACUCCCUCAUCCUGGAUGUCAAAGCUGAACCAAUCGAUGGUGGCAAAGGCCUUAACCUGAGCUUCCCCGUCACCGCGGAUGUCACUGCAACCUUGCCCAUCAUUGGCCAGAUUAUCAACCUGAAAGCUUCCUUGGACCUCCUGACUGCAGUCAGCAUUGAAACUGAUCCCCAGACACAUCAGUCUGUUGCCGUCCUGGGAGAAUGUGCCAGUGACCCAACCAGCAUCUCACUUUCCUUGCUGGACAACCGCAGCCAAAUCAUCAACAACAUCGUGAAUAGAGUGAUCAACACGCUGAAAAGCACCGUAUCCUUCCUGGUGCAGAAGGAGAUAUGCCCACUGAUCCACAUCUUCCUCCACUCCCUGGAUGUGAAAUUCAUUCAGCAGAUCAUCGAUAAUCUUCAGCAUGAAACCCAGCUGCAAACCCACAUCUGAAGAGGAUGAAUGACAAGGACCACUGUGAUGCCUGCUGAUUGGUUCCCAGUGGCUUGCCCCACCCCCUUAUAGCAUCUCCCUCUGGGAAGCUGCUGCCACCACCUAACCAGCGUGAAAGCGUAAGUCCCACCAGAAGGACCUUCCUAGAUGCCCCUCCUGCUCACAGUCAGAACAGCAGUUUCUACACAUACUCUCCUGCCCCUGGCAAUAAAGGCCCAUUUCUGCACCCUU
This is a messenger RNA of Chlorocebus sabaeus (green monkey), 1219 nucleotides long. RefSeq names its product BPI fold containing family A member 2 (gene BPIFA2). The record is from RefSeq and is a predicted model, not a curated record. Gene Ontology annotation, cellular component: extracellular exosome; secretory granule. Lineage: Eukaryota; Metazoa; Chordata; Mammalia; Primates; Cercopithecidae. Gene Ontology annotation, molecular function: lipopolysaccharide binding.